This is a messenger RNA of Orbilia oligospora ATCC 24927, 1284 nucleotides long. RefSeq lists its product as uncharacterized. Gene Ontology annotation, cellular component: cytosol; nucleus. Gene Ontology annotation, molecular function: ubiquitin binding. Lineage: Eukaryota; Fungi; Ascomycota; Orbiliomycetes; Orbiliales; Orbiliaceae. The transcript is spliced from 6 exons. The record is from RefSeq and is a predicted model, not a curated record. Gene Ontology annotation, biological process: proteasome-mediated ubiquitin-dependent protein catabolic process; autophagosome assembly; Golgi organization. The coding region runs from base 1 to 1284 and encodes 427 amino acids.
AUGGCAGAUCGUGACGAGAUCGUUGCUCAGUUUGUUGAACUGACACAGGCACCACCAGAAAAUGCAAGGGCAAUUCUUGAGUCUUCGAACUGGCAGCUUCAAGAAGCUUUAGAUCUCUUUUACGCCGCUCCAGAAGAUGCCGGUGCACCGAGACCGAGACCUGCCGCUGCACAAGCCGAAGACAUGGAGGAAGAUGACUGGGAAGCUCCACAGGCACUACGUAAAGCUACACCACCACCUACCGGAGCUUCUGCCGGGCUUGGGAGAACUUUAGGUGGAUCAUCUGUUGGUGAGCCGGCAGAAAGAGCCAUUCAGCCUGCAGUCCAGCCACCAAGAAGACGAGGAAUGAUGACGUUGGGGGAUAUCGGCCGCUCAACAGCGCCAGGUCGUGGGGGCAGCCCGGGGGAUGACAGUGAUGAGGAGGGUGGCCAAGAUAUGUUUGCUGGUGGAGAAAAAUCUGGUCUCGCAGUCGAAAAUCCAAAUAAACCGGGGCAACGCGGCCUCGACAGUGUUAGGAACAUUCUUAAGCAAGCCCAAGAGGGAAGUAGGGCUCGCCAACAGCAGCCAGAUGAUGACGACGAAGAUGAAGCUCCACCCUCUCGCUUUACUGGGCGUGGCAUGACCCUUGGAUCCGACGAUGCCCCAUCUCAGGUGGUUGAAGACCCUAUUGCUGAUACUCUAAGACCACCCCCCAAAGUCACUAGAAAUCUCUAUUUCUGGCGUGACGGGUUUUCUGUUGAGGACGGACCUCUUCUGCGCUAUGACGACCCAGCGCACCAGGAAACUCUUCGGGGAAUCGAAGCUGGCCGCGCGCCCCUCCAUCUUAUGGGCGUCCUACCAGGUCAACCGACUGACGUAAACGUCCACAGAAAGAUGGAUGAGGAUUACGUCCAACCCAAAAAGAAGUUUGUACCAUUCGGUGGAGCUGGGCAAAGGCUAGGCGCCCCGACACCAGGCUUCGAUAGCGCCCCCGCCUCUUCUUCAACUCCUGCUGCUGUUACAGCCCCAGCCCAACCAGCUCCUCAGACAGUUACCGUCGAUUCUUCGGCGCCCACGACGAGCGUACAGAUCAGACUUGGAGAUGGAACAAGGCUUGUCAGCAGGUUUAACCAUACGCAUACAGUUGGGGAUAUCUACGCCUUUGUGAAUGCUUCUAAUACCGCUAGUCGAUCAAGGAACUACGUUCUGCAGACAACGUUCCCACCGAAGGAGCUCAAAGAGAUGGAUCAAGUUUUGAAGGAUGCGGGGCUGUUAAAUGCAGUUGUUGUUCAGAAGUGGACCUAG